UUAUAAAUCUCAUAAAAAAUUUCAAUUUUCCUAUAUGCUUUUAUACUUGUGAAUAAUAUUUUUUAAUGUACUGCAAAUUAUGUAACUUAGUUUUAAGUGAGUAAUAUUGAAAUAAAAAGUUUAUAAAUCUCAUAGAAACACAUGUAUUGAUCGUUUCAGUCUUGACAUUAACUUUGUCGUGACAAGAAAUCAAUGUGUUAUCAAAGCACUGAGUGAUUUGAUUGAAAAAAAAGACAUGUUUAUCCUACAAAUCAUGAUAGGAACUAAAAUUAAUUAGCCAUGAAUAAAUGACGUAAGGAAAAUACUGUACUGCGUAAUGUUGGAUAUCUCCGGUUCGAUCAAAACCAUUACAAAAACAUUGAAUAUAUUGUAUAUUUGCAUAUACAAUCUUGUAAUCUCUGUGUAUGUAAAAUGUAUAUUUAUUCUCCUCAUUAGAUGAGAAAUUAUGAUUGAAACAUAAAUAAUUAAUGGAUACUUAAUAAAAUAUUAAUACAUGUUCCGUUUUCUUCUUACUCUUAGCUAUAAAGAGAUUUAGUUCAAAUUAAAUUUACCUAUGCAUAAAAAAAUCUUUAGAGAAAAAUAUUAUCUAAAGCAAAUAAAACGUUGAACAUUACCGAUCUCAUUUAUUUCUCAUUCUGUUUUUCUUGAUUACAUUGUAGAUAAUAUGAUUAAGGAUAUGAUAAUCAUAAUUUCCGUAAUUACUCUUGUGCAAAAAAAUAAUAUAUAUCAUCAUCAUUGCAAAUCGGCAAAGCACAUAGCAAAGUGUCUUUGUAAUACAAGUGUUAUUACUGAGUUUAUUAUAGAUACGUUAAGCGUAAUCAUCCGAAACAAUGAACGGAGUGAUUUGGAACAAGAUGAAGAAGGUUUUCGUACCAAUUUCUAGCGUGCCAAUGUUUGCCGUGAUGCAACAAGAAUAUCGUAGACAAAGUCGAGCACUGGAAACUCACAAUUUCCAACUGCAAAACUUGACUCUAACAGCUUUCGAGGAACCGUAUUUCCUAGAAUUUUAUGAUAAUGAUAUGAAAGUUACAGGACUCUGCGGUGAAUUAUGGACUUUUCUUUCAGAAAAAUUGAAUUUUACAUUACAACCUGUAAGAUCAAAUGAAACAAGUCUCGGUGCAUCAGCUAGGAACCAAACUAUUUUUCCACAUGGAUUAUUAAACGUAAUUUCACGCAAUGAAACUAUCGCAAUACCCAAAGUCGGAAUGCACAGUGUUCGACUUAUAGCUACUGAUUUUACAAUGCCUUUAUGGAUGAACAGCCAACGAUUGUAUAUUCAAAAUGAGGUAGUACACGACAAAACAUGGAUGGCAAAUGUGUUUUCCUGGAAAAUAUGGUGUUUAAUAUUGGUUAUGCAUUUAUUAUUGAGCGUAUGCAGUUUUUGGUCACAAAUGGUUUUUGCGCGGAUAAAUAAUACCAGACACUCGGCCAUCAGCGAUCAUAUUUUUUAUAACUUUGGAAUGAUCUGCAAUCAAAGCUACAUUCCUAAUGUUCUCAAUGGAAGAUCAAGAAUAAUAGAAACAUCACUGGGCCUCUUUUGUUCUAUAUUGUACAUGUCAUUUGGAGCUUUGUUAUUUAUUUGUAUAGCAAGAAGAAUUCAUAUUAUGCCGCCAUUCAAUAAUCUAAACUCUUUAAUAAGUGAUACUACAUAUGAUGUUGUCGUCUUAAAAGGUUCUACCGGAGAUAUUGCAUUAAAAGUAAUUCCUGACCAAGUUUUUGCACAAGUAAGAAGUGCAAAACGCUUUGUUGUUGCAUCAACAAUUGAAGAAGUGUUUAAAUUAGCAUGUAUGAGCGGUAAAAAAAAGUAUACCAUAUUCUACGGCGAAGAUGAAUAUAAAACAAUAGAUCAAACUAAAUGUUAUUUAACUCCAGUUGGAGAAUCCUACUUGAAGAUGUGGAUAGCUUCCGGCAUUGUAAAAAACUUUAAAUACAAAAAGACUAUCAAUCUCGGGAUACUCAGAUUAAAAGAAGUUGGAUUGUGGAAUGCAUUAAUAAGUCGUUGGUUGAUAGAAAGACACCAACACACCAACGAUGUCACGACUACGGAAGCAAUUGGGAUGGAUCAAGUUUCUUUAAUAAUUUUCAUGAUGUGCUGUGGAAUGUUAAUAGCUUUUAUUAUUUUCAUAAGUGAAAAAAUUGUACAUGCUUAUAAAUGCAAGCUGUAAUUUUUUAUUUAUAGUAUCACGAAUAUAUUUUACAAAAGAUUUAUUUAUCAGUAGUUAUUUAAAUCGUAUUAAAAAAUUGUAUUAAAUUUAUACCAUAAAUAUUAAGUUACAAUUAAUACUGUAAUACUCCAAUUAAAAUUAUAAAAAAAACAA
Messenger RNA from Monomorium pharaonis (pharaoh ant), 2318 nucleotides. RefSeq lists its product as uncharacterized. The record is from RefSeq and is a predicted model, not a curated record. The transcript has 7 exons. Lineage: Eukaryota; Metazoa; Arthropoda; Insecta; Hymenoptera; Formicidae. The coding region runs from base 831 to 2165 and encodes 444 amino acids.